AUGAGGCCUAUUCGCGUCGAUGAGAGGCCGAAAGAGAACAUAUUCAUAUUCUAUGAUUUUGAAACGCAGCAGUGUACCCCUGUAAAAGGUGAUCCUACAACGCGCGUUCACGAACCGAAUCUUUGCGUAGCUCAACGUGUCUGCACCAAGUGCUGCGAUAAUGUUUCUAUAGACGAGCCGUGCGAGCAUUGCGGGGAUCACGAGUUUAUAUUUAGGACGAACCCUGUGUGUCAACUUGUGGAGUUAGCCAUACAGAGUAUGCCGAACUUCUCUCACGUAUUUUUAAUAGCCCAUAACGCCGGUGGUUUCGACGCCCAGUUUAUCCUGCGCUACCUCAUCGAGGAGAAAAAAACGCAGCUCCCAUCUUUAAUAAUGAACGGUACUAAAAUCAUCACAAUGCGCGUUGGCAAACUCGUGUUUCUCGACAGCUUGAACUACUUUCACAUGCCUCUGAGCGCACUGCCUAAAUCUUUCGGUCUAAAAACUGCUCUCGCCAAAGGAUCUUUUCCGCAUCUGUUCAAUAGGCCCGAGAAUCAAAAUUAUAUUGGGCCGAUGCCGCCUGCAGCCGAUUACUCUCCCGACACUAUGCGCCCGGGGGAACGCGAGCGUUUUUUUGCAUGGUAUAACGAGUUAAAGAAUGCCUCUUAUGUAUUUAACUUUUCAAACGAGCUCAUAACCUAUUGUAAAAACGACGUUACGAUAUUGAGACAGGCCUGUGUGGUUUUCCGGAAAAUGUUCAAGGACAGCGGACGCGUUUGCCCGUUUAGCGAAAACACAACAAUCGCGUCCGCCUGCUUUCAAAUCUUUCGAAAAAAUUUUUUAAAACCUAACACGAUCGGUAUUAUACCUACGGGCGGUUACAGAUGGGCUCACAAUCAGUCAAAAAAAGCGGUCUCUUGGCUCGUGUGGAUGGAGCAUUCUUUAAAUCGUCGUAUCAUUCACGCAGGACGCUCGCGCGAGUUUAAACUGCCUCAAAAUUUAUUAGUAGACGGUUACUACGAAACACCUGAUUCAGCCCACGUGUUACAGUUUCACGGUUGCUAUUGGCACGGGUGUUUGAGUUGUUUCACUGUAAACAGAGACCGUGUACAAGGCGACGGUGAUACACUGAACGAGCGUCUCGAGAGAACAAACGCUAUAUCGCAGAGAAUCCGCUCAAGCGGCUACACGUUAACAGAGAUUUGGGAGUGCGCGUAUGACCGGAUGAUAAAAACAGAUUUAGAGAUGAGCGCUUUUGUGAGUGAUCACCCUCUGGUUCGAGCGGAGCCUCUCAAUCCGCGCGAUGCUUUUUUCGGUGGUCGCACGGAAAACAUGGUCACUCUGUACGACGUGAAAGACGGGGAGCAGAUACGAUAUGUUGACGUUUGCUCUUUGUACCCAUACAUCUGCAAGUACGGCAAAUAUACUAUAUACGUCGGCGACGAGUGCAGGGCGCUGACAGGUCCCGAAAAUAAUAUCAGUCUUUCCCGCGUCGAGGGCCUUGUUAAAUGUACAGUGCUUCCACCGCAAAAUCUUUAUCAUCCGGUGCUGCCGGUGCGAAUGCAUCAACGCCUGUUAUUCGGGUUAUGUCGUAGCUGCUGCGAAACAAUGAACCAGGACGCGUGUCCUCAUGAAGACCCCGCGGAGCGUGUGUUUAGCGGUACUUGGGUAGUGGAUGAAUUGCGAAAAGCUAUUGCGUGCGGGUAUAAAAUAUUAACCGUGAGCGAGAUUUGGCAGUAUAAUAUAACGCAGUACAACCGCGAUACACAGAAGGGGGGCCUUUUCACCGGGUACAUAAACACUUUUCUUAAAAUCAAACAAGAGGCUAGCGGUUGGCCCGAGGGUUAUGCAGAUGACGAGGCUGCCCAAGAGCGUUAUAUAACUGCUUUUAAGACAGCCGAAGGGGUUCAGCUGGAGCGGGGUGCGGUAGCGAAAAACCCGGGGCUGCGCUCGGUAGCCAAGCUUUGUCUUAACUCCUUUUGGGGUAAAUUUGGACAACGCGAAAAUUUACCGCAAACAGAAAUAGUAUCGACACGCGAAAAACUUAUGGAGCUGCUAAAUAGCCCCGAGCACGAGAUCACUGGUAUGCUACCUGUUAACAACCAGGUGCUGUAUGUUAAUUAUACGAAAACCAGUGAUGCUGUAAUACCGUCUAAUAUAGCAAAUACUGUCACAGCUGCAUACACCACAGCCCAAGCCCGUUUAAAACUUUACACCUAUCUCGAACCGCUGGGUAAGCGUGCUCUGUACUGCGACACCGAUUCCGUUAUUUAUGUCACGAGAAAAGAGCCUGGAGAGUAUGAACCGCCAACGGGUCAAUUGCUAGGGGAUUUAACCGACGAGCUAAGCUCUUACGGCGAGGGCAGUUACAUUAAGUCUUUCAUCUCAGGCGGCCCUAAAUUUUAUUCUUUCAUAGUUAAUACGCCGGGCGGCGCGGAAAGCGAGGUUUGCAAGGUUAAAGGCAUAACGCUGAAUUACGCAAACAGCUCGCUGAUAAAUUACGAAUCAAUACGGUCAUUUAUAAUAGGUGAGAGAGAGAAUCCUGUUGUACUACAGUUUGAUUCAAUACGCCGUACACCAUUCCACCAGGUUGUCACACGACCCGAAAAGAAAUCGUGCAUGCCUCUGAGUGUCAAGCGAAGACGUGAUGGCGAAUACGGUUCGCUCCCUUACGGUUACAAAUAG
This is a messenger RNA of Venturia canescens, 2664 nucleotides long. RefSeq lists its product as uncharacterized. The transcript has a single exon. Lineage: Eukaryota; Metazoa; Arthropoda; Insecta; Hymenoptera; Ichneumonidae. Bases 1 to 2664 code for a protein of 887 amino acids. Gene Ontology annotation, molecular function: DNA binding; nucleotide binding; DNA-directed DNA polymerase activity. The record is from RefSeq and is a predicted model, not a curated record. Gene Ontology annotation, biological process: DNA replication.